This is a messenger RNA of Danaus chrysippus (African queen), 900 nucleotides long. NCBI's taxonomy places the organism in Eukaryota, Metazoa, Arthropoda, Insecta, Lepidoptera, Nymphalidae. The record is from the annotation of a GenBank genome assembly.
AUGAUUGCAGCAAAAUCUUUAAAUACAUUUAAGUCUGUAAAUAAAUUAUAUGGCCAAUUAGUAAUAGGCCCACCAGGAGCAGGGAAGACGACUUACUGCAGUGAAAUGUCAAAAUUAUUAAGAAAAAUAGAUAGAAAAGUUGUUAUCGUAAACUUAGAUCCAGCAAAUGAAUGUAUGACAUAUAAAGCAGAUAUUGAUAUAAGAGAUCUUAUUGGUCUUGAAAAUGUUAUGGAAGAACAUAGUCUGGGACCUAAUGGUGCUUUGGUUUAUUGUAUGGAAUAUUUGGAGAAGAAUUUAGAUUGGUUACUAGACCAAAUAAAAGGCGAUAAUGCUACAAAUUUUAUAUUCGACUUGCCCGGUCAAGUGGAGCUCUACAGUCAUCAUGAUUCUCUUAGUAAUAUAUUUAGUAAAUUAUCCAGUGUAAAUCAUAUGCAGCUCUGUGUUGUGCACUUGAUAGAUUCACACCACUGCUCUGAUGCAGGAAAAUUUAUAGCAGCACUGAUAUUAUCUCUGAAUGCCAUGUUGAAAAUUGGAUUACCGCACAUUAAUUUACUCACUAAAGUAGAUUUACUGAAGCAGCAUGCUGAUAAGCUCCAGUUUGGUAUAGAUUUCUAUACAGAAGUUUUAGAUUUAAAUUAUCUUUUGGAUAGUCUUGAUUCUGAUAAUUUCACAAAUAAAUAUAAGAAAUUGAAUAGUGCAUUGGUGUCUAUAAUUGAAGACUACAGCUUGGUCUCAUUCCAUUUAGUAGAUAUGUUUAAAGAGCAGAGUUUGAUUAAUGUUAAGAAAUUAGUGGAUAAAGCCAAUGGAUAUGUUUUCAAAUCAGAAGAGGGUAGACAUAUAAAUAGCAUGUUAGCUUGCGCUAUGGGUGUUACAGAUAAUUUAAACAAUGAUUUUGAAUAA